AUGGAUAAGCAUUCUGACGAUAUUAUUCAAUGGCUAGCUCCACCGGACGUUUCCUCCAAUUUCAACAGAGCUCUCCAGGCUCGCCAUCCAGGUUCCGGCCAACGGUUACUUGCAAGCAAUGCGUACACAAGGUGGGAAAAUGGUGAUAACUCAUUCCUUUGGCUUCGUGGCAGCUCUGGAUGCGGCAAAACCAUCCUUGCGUCUACCAUAAUAGAAGACUUGCAACAGAGCCAAAGUCAUACAGUGCUAUAUUUCUAUUUUGACUUUACCGACAACAGAAAGCAGUCCUUGGAAAGCACACUUCGCUCCUUCAUUUGGCAGAUUUACUGUCAGAGCAAACAUACUCACAAGUAUCUUCACGAAAUCUACUCAUCAGCAUGCCAAGGCGGAAAAGAGCCCAGCUUUGACUCUUUACAAUGGACCUUUACUCAAAUGAUAGGCAAUUUCGACAAGGAUUCUUCCAUGCAGGUCGAUGUGCACCUCCUCGUAACCAGUCGACCGGAACAAGAUAUUGAAUCGUCUAUCCAGUGCUACGCCAGCAAAGAAGCAAUCGAAAUACAAUAUGAGAUGCUGGAGGCGGACAUCCGAAACUAUGUAUAUGCUAGAGUGCGUCAGCAGAAAGCCUUCAGGCAGUUGUUUCGAAAUUAUGAGAUCCAAGCCGAGAUUGAGGUUACUUUACUGAAUGCUGGUGGAACAUUUCGCUGGGUAUCAUGUCAACUUGACUCGUUGGGAAAUUGCCCAACACGAAACGCUGGGCUGAAGUUACUCCGAAACCUUCCAAGAACACUUGAAGACACAUACGACGGCAUAUUGGCAACAAUACCACUAGUGCACAUGCACUAUAUAAAACGAAUUCUGCAAUUGCUAACGUAUUCGGAACGACCUCUGCGACUUGAGGAGGCGGUUGAUGCAAUCGCCGUUGAUAUAGGAAAAACAAUGGCUCGAGGACAACGAUUCAAUCCCAAGAACAGGUUGCCAGCUAUAGGAGAAAUCAUCUCGUGUUGUUCGAGCCUUGUUGUUCUCGUCUUAAGAAAAGGUGGACACGACGAAGAGCCACGAAUACCAGAGAUCCAGCUGGCACAUCUUUCAGUCAAAGACUACCUCUACUCAAACCCUAUACCAAGUGCUCAAUAUUUACAGGGGAUUCCUGCUGGAAGCUCUAUUGCAAGGGUUUGCCUCUCGUAUCUGUUAGAUCUUCCGAGGAGUGCAACGGUGAAAGAGAUCAGAAAAUCAUUUCCUUUCGCCCAAUAUGCAGCACAGUACUGGGCAGAUUACACUAUAAUGUGCAAGCGAAAGAGCGGAUUUGAAGUCCAGCUCGCAAAAGAGCUGCUUUGCAAUCCGAACCGGCCCUGGGAGAUCAAAUCAAAGGUCGAAGACAUAGCAUCUGCUCUAUAUUAUUCAUCACUCAUGGGACUGCCGCGCUGUGUCAGGAUGCUGCUGGAAGUUGGGGCGGACGUUAAUGCCCAUAGCGGAAGAUACGACAACGGCAUCGGCAAUGCGCUUAGUGCGGCUUCUUUUGGGGGACACGAGACAAUUGCACGGCUGCUGAUUGACCAUGGGGCAGACGUUAAUGCGCGUGGCGGAAGAUACGGCAAUUCGCUCCAGGCCGCAUCUUUUGGAGGGCACGAGGCAACUAUGAAACUGCUGGUCAACAAAGGAGCGAAUGUCAACGCGCGAGGUGGAUUCUAUGGCAACGCGCUCAGCGCGGCUUCGUCUGGAGGACACGAGGCAAUUGUGCGGCUGCUGAUCAACCAUGGGGCGAAUGUCAACGCACGGGGCGGAUUUUAUGGCAACUCGAUCAGCGCGGCUGCGUCUGGCGGAUAUGUCGGGAUCGUCAAAAUGCUGAUGAACGAGGGCGCCGACUUGGCCGCUGCAGGGAGCAACGGGCAGACGCCAGUCUUUAAAGCUUCGAGUCACGGACACGCCGAGGUAGUGAGGAUACUGCUAAACAGGGGCGUUGACUUGACGGUUGCAGACAACGACAGAGUGACGCCAAUUCAAGCUGCCUCGAGCAAAGGACAUAGCGAAGUGGUUAAGAUGCUGCUGGAUAAUGGAGCCGACUGCUCGGUCGCAGACGACUUUGGAUGGACGCCACUGAUUUUUGCGUCAAGCAGAGGAUAUGCCAAAGUAGUUCAGGCACCGCUCGACCGGGGCGCCGACUUGACUGUCACGGACAAUGACGGGUGGACGCCACUUAAUGCUGCCUCGAGCAAAGGAUACACGGAAAUAGUCAAGAUACUGCUCGGCCAAGGCGCCAACUGCGGGGUUGCAGACAAUAGCGGGUGGACGCUACUACUUCUUGCUUCGAGCAAGGGAUAUACCGAAGUGGUCAAGAUGCUGCUCGACCGGGGCGCUGACUGGACGGUCGCGGAUAGUGAUGGGUUGACGCCUCUGAAUACUGCUUCGAGACAAGGACAUAUCGAGAUAGUGAAGAUGCUGCUGGACAAGGGUGCCAAUUGGACAGUCGCAGAUCAGAGCGGGUUUACAGAAAGAUGCGGAGAGGUGGAGGAAGAAGGUCAACAGGCACUGGAAUUGGGAAAGCGGGUGCGGCGAUCAGAUCGCAACUGGCGCAACCGUGGCAAGUCCUCUACUUUCCCGGAGUCACCCGAUGCAAACCAAGUGCUUCAACCGAUACGUACGCCAGUGAAGUCAAAAGUACGUACGGCGAAUCCAUACAUCUCCAGCAGAAUGACCAACACGUCUUCAAUCAUCCGUAAAGGAAAGGGACGCCACAUUGUCGAGCAUCCCGAGCCAGAAGUAACGAAUAGUCUCAAUGUUAGGCUGACAGCCAGCCAUACAGAAACUUCGUCAAGCAUACCGCAUCUGGUCAUCCAGUCUGUGUUAUCCAAUGAAACUGGGAUAACAGCAUCUGAAGCCCAAGGUUUGAAACCAAACGAAGUCGCAAGCACAAUUAUCGCUGCCGGAGCAGCAGGCCUGGCUGGAUACGCCGCUGCGCAGAGUAAAAGAUCGGCUGACACUGCCAAGGGAAAUCUCGAUCUUGCUAGAGAUGUGCACAAGUAUAACAUGAAGAAAGACAAAAGAGCUGGAACAGCUCCCGACUCAAGCGAUUCUGAUGAUGGAGGUAGCAGAGCGCCGGUAGGAGACGAACCCAGCGGUAAUCAAAUAGUCCUGCUUCCCAGAGUUGGACCUGAUACCAGGGCUCCAACAUCUCCGAUCCAAGAUUCACCCCUGAUAGCUGCGAGGACACCUCAAGCUACGGCAACGCAGACUAGAAUAUCAGAGACUCACAAACCAGCACAAGAACUCCCAGACCUUGCAGUGGAUUUCUUAUUCGCAAGGCUGAGUCAACUCCCUACGCCUCCUUCUCAUCUUCCCCAUGUUGCACUAGCACUAUUAGCCUUGCGAAACUUGCCUCCUACGCCUGACCAUGAACCGGAUAAAGAUACAGCCAACCAGUCGGGAGGUGAUCUAUCAGGUCAAGACUCUUCGUCAGACGAAGACAUUGACGGACCACCACAAGAAAACGAUCAAUCGCGCAAGGCUGAUUCUUGGCACAAAUUCAAAGGCACACGUAAUGGACAGAGACAACCACCCGGGAAGCUGUUUGACAGAACGCGGCAACCUCGGAGCUUAUCACGGCACAAUAGCCUUCAACGAAGCUUACUGGAUCAGCUCACGGACUUGCCCUCCAAGGACACAUUAUUCUCUUCGAUUAACGGUCGUCCUAAAGAGCAAUAA
Molecule: messenger RNA, 3699 nt
Organism: Pestalotiopsis fici W106-1
Lineage: Eukaryota; Fungi; Ascomycota; Sordariomycetes; Amphisphaeriales; Sporocadaceae
Exons: 3
Coding region: 1-3699 (1232 amino acids)
Biological process (GO): regulation of transcription by RNA polymerase II
Cellular component (GO): nucleus
Molecular function (GO): RNA polymerase II-specific DNA-binding transcription factor binding
Source: RefSeq, a predicted model, not a curated record